AUGGACAGCCGCUACACCAGCGCCGCGGGCAUCGGGGACUUGAACCAGCUGAGUGCGGCCAUCCCCGCCACGCGCGUGGAGGUGUCAGUGUCCUGCAGAUGCUCAGUGGACCAGAUCCUCCCGAAUCUUCUUGAUAGAGACACGUUUUCUAAGUCUGAUCCAAUUUGUGUCUUAUAUACACAAGCAGUUGGAAAUAAAGAAUGGAGAGAGUUUGGAAGAACUGAAGUGAUUGAUAAUACUUUGAAUCCUGAUUUCGUAAGAAAAUUUAUUCUGGACUAUUUCUUUGAAGAAAGAGAGAAUCUCCGCUUUGACUUAUAUGAUGUUGAUUCAAAGAGUCCCAAUUUGUCCAAACAUGACUUUCUGGGACAAGUGUUUUGUACAUUGGGGGAGAUUGUUGGUUCACAGGGAAGUCGUCUGGAAAAGCCAAUAGUAGGAAUUCCAGGCAGGAAAUGUGGCACAAUCAUACUAACAGCAGAGGAGCUAAAUUGCUGCAGGGAUGCUGUCUUGAUGCAGUUUUGUGCAAAUAAAUUGGAUAAGAAGGAUUUCUUCGGAAAGUCAGAUCCUUUCCUUGUAUUUUAUAGAAGUAAUGAGGAUGGAAGUUUUACAAUUUGUCACAAGACAGAAGUUGUCAAAAACACUCUGAAUCCUGUGUGGCAAGCCUUCAAGAUCUCAGUCAGAGCAUUGUGCAAUGGGGAUUAUGACAGAACCAUCAAGGUAGAAGUGUAUGACUGGGACCGAGAUGGGAGUCAUGAUUUCAUUGGGGAAUUUACAACAAGCUAUCGAGAACUUUCUAGAGGACAGUCACAGUUCAACGUCUAUGAGGUGGUGAAUCCCAAAAAGAAAGGAAAAAAGAAAAAAUACACCAAUUCAGGAACAGUAACCUUACUGUCUUUCUUGGUGGAAACAGAAGUCUCCUUCCUAGACUAUAUUAAAGGAGGAACUCAGAUCAACUUCACAGUGGCCAUUGACUUCACAGCAUCAAAUGGAAACCCUGCCCAGCCGACUUCUCUCCACUACAUGAACCCUUACCAACUGAACGCCUACGGCAUGGCACUGAAGGCUGUGGGAGAAAUCGUUCAAGAUUAUGACAGUGAUAAGAUGUUCCCAGCCCUUGGCUUUGGUGCAAAGCUGCCUCCAGAUGGAAGGGUAUCUCACGAGUUUGCUUUGAAUGGCAACCCUCAGAAUCCCUACUGUGAUGGCAUUGAAGGGGUCAUGGAAGCUUAUUAUAGAAGUCUGAAAUCUGUGCAGCUGUAUGGGCCAACCAACUUUGCUCCUGUAAUAAACCACGUAGCAAGGUAUGCAUCUUCUGUAAAAGAUGGCUCCCAGUAUUUUGUGCUCCUGAUUGUGACGGAUGGUGUGAUCUCAGAUAUGGCUCAAACUAAAGAAUCCAUAGUUAAUGCCUCAAAGCUUCCAAUGUCAAUAAUUAUAGUAGGUGUUGGACCUGCAGAAUUUGAUGCAAUGGUUGAAUUGGAUGGAGAUGAUGUAAGAGUUUCCUCCAGAGGGAAAUACGCUGAAAGAGACAUUGUACAGUUUGUGCCAUUCAGGGAUUAUAUGGACAGAAGUGGAAACCACAUAUUGAGCAUGGCUAGAUUGGCCAAAGAUGUCUUAGCUGAGAUCCCCGAGCAGUUCCUCUCCUACAUGAGAGCCAGAGGAAUCAAGCCAUCACCAGCGCCUCCCCCAUACACCCCGCCUACACACGUGCUGCAGACUCAAAUAUGACUACGUCCAGAUGCUGAUGUUCAUCACACGUCAGUCAGAACUGCUGAGCCUAUGCGUUGCACCUGGUGCUCUGCUAUGAACCAGGGAAUGAGACACUUUCUCAGUUUGGUUUCAGCAGUACUCGAUAAUGUGCUUUCUUGGAUCCAAAAUUAAUUCUCUUCCUAAACCAAAACUGUAAAUAUGGUGGUUGCAUGAGCAACAGAAAAAUUGUUUAAAUGCUUGAAGCAAAGUAGAGAUGUCUUCUCUAAUUUUCAAAUAUUUUUGUUUUGUUAUCAACAGAAUAGUGAAUUUCCAAUGUAUUAUUGGGAAAAAGCACAAGCUACAUUUUUAACAUAAAUAUUGUCCUCGACUGCUAUAUAUAUAUAUAUAUAUACACACAUAUGGGACAGCAGUCUCUGUAUCAAUGUUUACAUGUUACUACUUUUUAAAUUUCAAUACUUUUAUAACUGUUCUUAAGAAUAAGUUUUGAAUAUUGAAUCCUUUGUCUUCUAAAUUGCAAUAGUUAUAAUCACAAGAGCAAUAUCUCUUUGAAUGAAUGACUGGACACUCAUGGUAUGAGUGAGGGAAGAGUAGGAGGAAGAAAAAUCUAUUUAGUGAUUAAAAUCUGUCCUCAGUUUUGGCCAAUAAUGGAGUUUAAACAUACACAGAUGUGACUCUGUAAGAAUGUGCAUUUUUCAUGGACUUUGGGUUUAAAAUUAGACUGCAGUAAACAUGUUUUGUAAUGCUAAGUAGGAGCAAUGAAAAGGCAAACACAGUACACUGUCAAUGCACAGAAUAUACUUUGUAUAAAAACUACCAUCAUUAUAAUGCCAUUUAACAAGUAAAACCAAGACUGUAACUCCGAACCAUGUAGCAGGUAUUUUGAACUUUGUAUUCAGUUGUAUCCUGUCUAGAUAUUUUAAUUCAAAGGGAUACUGGCUCUCUUGCUUGGGGUUUCUUGUUCUCACCAUUCCACUUUGCCACACGGGUUGCACAGGCUGGAGUCUCUUGUGAAUUCUCAGUUCAACGUACACAGCCCUGUGACUUAGCACAUAACCCAUUUGUGAAAUAAACUCGUCUCUGUCCCCUGGUUGUGAAAGAACCCAUCCCUGUCCCCUGGCUUGCCUGCUCACAAUCAAUUCUAAACAGUUUUCACUGUACAGUUUUUAUACGAAUUACAGUUUUGUGAAGUUAUGUCUAAAUUUCUUUAGAACAAAUGGCCUUAAAUUCUCACAGAAUUCCUGGAAAUGAUUGUGAAUUGCCUUCAACAUUCAGAAAUGUGUAUUUAUUUAUUGUUCUUCUGUGUCAACGGUGUGACCGCUUUAUAACCUCUCUGCCUCCCCCUCUUUGCUACUUGGACUAUUCCUACUGUGAGUUCUCUUGUCACAACUUGAUGUACAGUGACUUUUAUAAGCAUGAAACUGUUUUACUGGAAAAAUGCAUAAUCCUCACAGCUAACAAAAUCACAGUUACGUAACUGUGAUGCGAGUUGUCCAUUUUUAAGUACACAUUAAAACCUUUAAAAGGAUAA
Molecule: messenger RNA, 3229 nt
Organism: Peromyscus eremicus (cactus mouse)
Lineage: Eukaryota; Metazoa; Chordata; Mammalia; Rodentia; Cricetidae
Gene: Cpne8
Product: copine 8
Exons: 21
Coding region: 1-1719 (572 amino acids)
Biological process (GO): cellular response to calcium ion
Cellular component (GO): plasma membrane
Molecular function (GO): calcium-dependent phospholipid binding
Source: RefSeq, a predicted model, not a curated record